Messenger RNA from Penicillium bovifimosum, 1854 nucleotides. RefSeq lists its product as uncharacterized. Gene Ontology annotation, biological process: amino acid transmembrane transport. Gene Ontology annotation, molecular function: amino acid transmembrane transporter activity. Gene Ontology annotation, cellular component: membrane. The transcript has 9 exons. Bases 1 to 1854 code for a protein of 617 amino acids. The record is from RefSeq and is a predicted model, not a curated record. Lineage: Eukaryota; Fungi; Ascomycota; Eurotiomycetes; Eurotiales; Aspergillaceae.
AUGGCAGUUCUAGCCUACCAUGUGCGCCAUAACCUUGGACGGCCAAAAUGGAGCCCCGACCGUGGGAGGCACUGGAACGCAACCUCGGAAGAUUUCCCCGCUAAGAUCAAGGCUUACCACAAAGAUAACGGGUUAACUUUAAACUUAUGGCCCCCAUACGUCCCACCAAUAACCAUGGGCAAACUAGAGGGGCCAGAAUACAAGCAUUCUCCCGAAGCAAAGAAGAGCUCUGAUGGGAGUAUACAUGAAAAGCACGACAGCGAGGAGGCAUUGACCUCUGAGCUCAUCUCCGCUGGCUCGGAGAGUCUCCAGCGGAAGUUAGGUGGAAAGGAAAUCCAACUCUUGGCAGUGGGUGGUGCUAUUGGAACAUCCUUGUUCGUUCAGAUGGGCGCAAGUCUGCCAAAGGGUGGCCCUGCCAGCCUCUUUCUGGCCUUUGUGGUCUAUGGAUCUGUCAUCUGGUGUGUGAAUCAAUGUUUUGCUGAAAUGGUAACUUAUCUUCCAAUCGCCUCGCCCUUUAUUCGUCUGGGUGGAUUUUGGGUGGACGAUGCAUGGGGCUUCGCGAUGGGCUGGAACUACUUCUUUCUCAUGGCCUUCGCAAUCCCAUACGAAAUAACGGCAAUCAAUGUCCUUCUUACGUACUGGACCGAUAAGGUUCCAGUGGUCGCGGUUGUGAUGGCAUGCUUGGUGAUAUAUGCUAUUCUCAAUGGAUUGGCAGUUCAGUACUUUGGAACGGCCGAGUUCUACUUGGCCAUCUUCAAAGUCUUCCUCAUGAUAGGACUCAUUUGCUACACAUUCGUCACCAUGGUUGGUGGCAAUCCAUGGAAUUGGGCCUAUGGAUUUACUUAUUGGAAAAAUCCAGGGUCAUUUGUUGAGUACCUCGUUCCUGGAGACACAGGACGCUUUCUCGGGUUCCUUGCCUGCAUUAUUCAGGCCUCGUUCACCAUGGUCGGCCCCGAAUUCAUCUCCAUGGCAGCUGGCGAAGCCAAGAAUCCUCGUAGACUAAUGCAUAGGGCCUUCUCUUCUUUCAUUUGGCGUCUCUUUAUCUUCUUCCUUGGCGGCGCUCUCUGCGUCGGUAUUGUCAUCCCUUAUGACGACGAACUCUUGUUGAAAUACAUCGAUGGAACCGAGGGUGGUACGGGAGCUGCCUCCCCAUAUGUCAUUUCAAUGGUCAAAUUUGGGAUCAAAGGCCUUCCCUCCCUAGUCAACGCUCUGAUAAUGACAUCUGUUCUCUCUUGUGGGAACAACGUGGUCUAUUCAUCUAUUCGCACACUUCAUGGCCUCGCUGCGGACGGAAAGGCGCCCGCAUUCUUUGCGAAGUGCAACAAAUUCGGUAUUCCGGUAUAUUCAGUUAUUGCAGUGUUGUCUUUCUGCCUACUUUCCUUGCUGCAACUUGGGAAUACAUCUGCCACCAUUCUCAACUGGUUGGUCGGAAUCUGCACUGCAUCUUACAUGAUCAACUACUUCGCCACGGUAGUGACGUACCUUCACUUUUACGCCGCCCUGAAACGCCAGGGAAUUGACAGAAGAUCCCUUCCAUAUCGCGGACACUUCCAGCCCUAUGCAGCGUACUACGCUGCGGUAAUGACACUUAUAGUGACCUUGAUUCUCGGGUACACUGUGUUCAUUGAUGGCCAAUGGGAUGUUACAACGUUCUGCACAUCUUACCUUAUGAUCGGCUUUUUCAUCGUGGCCUGUGUGUUUUGGAAGCUUUUUAAGCGGACACACUAUGUUCGACCAGGAGACGCUGAUCUUCAGCUUGGAGAUAUCAAGGCUCAGAUAGACCUUUAUGAAGCGUUAUAUGAGCCGCCGAAGAGAGGCAAGAUUUCAGGUUGGUUCAAUAGCUGGUUCGAGUAG